Messenger RNA from Lonchura striata (white-rumped munia), 3725 nucleotides. It is a transcript of the gene NEURL1B, whose product is annotated as neuralized E3 ubiquitin protein ligase 1B. NCBI's taxonomy places the organism in Eukaryota, Metazoa, Chordata, Aves, Passeriformes, Estrildidae. Gene Ontology annotation, cellular component: early endosome. Gene Ontology annotation, biological process: ubiquitin-dependent endocytosis. The record is from RefSeq and is a predicted model, not a curated record. Gene Ontology annotation, molecular function: ubiquitin protein ligase activity.
GGCGGGCGCUGUCCAUGGCCCUGCGGAGCUCCGGGCGGCCCCGGGCUCCGCCGCGCCGCCGAGCGAGCGAGCGAUGGGCAACACGGUGCACAAGACGCUGGCAGACACGAGCCACCAGACCCGCUCGGUGUCCAGCCGGCCCUACUACAGCUUGCCCAACAGCAGCCAUGAGAGACGCUCGGUGCUGGCCGUGGCGGAGCCGCCGCGCUUCCACUCGCAGGCCAAGGGCAAGAACGUGCGGCUGGACGCGCACUCGCGCAGGGCCACGCGCAGGAACAGCUUCUGCAACGGCGUCACCUUCACCAACCGGCCCAUCCACCUCUACGAGAAGGUGCGCCUCAAGCUGGUGGCCGUGCACCACGGCUGGAGCGGGGCCCUGCGCUUCGGCUUCACCAUCCACGACCCCUCGCAGAUGAGCUCCGAGGAGAUACCAAAGUAUGCCUGCCCCGACCUCGUCACCCGCCCCGGCUACUGGGCCAAGGCGCUGCCGGAGAGGUUUGCGGUCAGGGACAAUAUCUUGGCCUUCUGGGUGGACCGGCACGGCAGAGUCUUCUACAGUAUUAAUGAUGAGGAGCCAAUCUUGUUUCACUGUGGUAUUAAAGUUUCCGGGCCUCUUUGGGCCCUCAUAGACGUCUAUGGAAUUACCCACGAAGUGCAAAUUCUAGACAGCAUGUUUGCAGAGACCAUGACCACUGCCCGGCUCAGCACCGCCCGGCUCAGCACCUGCCUUCCCCAGAGCAACCACGACUCGGCCAACUUCAACAACAACGAGCUCGAGAACAACCAAGUGGUGGCCAAAAUUGCAAACCUGAACCUGAGCCGGGUGCCGGGGCUUGGGACUGACAACCACAUCAUCCCCUGCUGCCCCGGCCGGCGGCAGCACGCCCAGGGAGUGCCGGCGUUCCUGGACACCGACCUGCGGUUCCACCCCACCCGCGGCCCCGACAUCACCUUUUCCCAGGACAGGAUGGUGGCCUGCACCAACUGGCAGGAGAGCAACAGGACUUUGGUGUUUUCUGACCGGCCUUUGCACAUCGGGGAGAGCCUCUUUGUGGAAGUAGGACACCUGGGGCUGCCGUACUACGGGGCCCUCUCGUUCGGCAUCACCUCGUGUGAUCCGAGCACUUUGCGGACAAACGAGCUCCCGGCGGAUCCGGACUUCCUCCUGGACCGUAAGGAGUACUGGGUGGUGUACCGGGCCUUCCCGGUCCUCAACAGUGGCGACAUCCUCAGCUUCAUGGUCCUGCCCAACGGAGAGGUGCACCACGGGGUCAACGGGGCCAGCCGGGGGAUGCUCAUGUGCGUGGACACCUCACAGUCCCUCUGGGUGUUUUUUACCAUCCACGGCGUGAUCAACCAGCUCAAAAUCCUGGGCACGGUGCAGUCCAGCCCAGGGACGGUGUCUCCCUCAGGAUCCCCCGGUGGCUCCCAGUACGACAGCGACUCGGACGUGGCCUUCAGCGUCAACAGGUCCUCAUCAGCCUCCGAGUCCUCGCUGGUGACCGCCCCCAGCUCCCCUUUGAGCCCCCCCAUCUCUCCUGUCUUCUCCCCUCCGGAGCCAUCGGGCAGCAAGAACGGGGAGUGCACGGUGUGCUUUGACAGCGAGGUGGACACGGUGAUCUACACCUGCGGACACAUGUGCCUCUGCAACACCUGUGGUCUUAAGCUGAAGAAGCAGCUCAACGCCUGCUGCCCCAUUUGCAGACGGGUCAUCAAAGAUGUGAUUAAAAUCUACCGCCCGUAGCGGGCUGCAGGAAGGGGGAACGCCGCUAGCAACCCUCGCCUUUCCGUUCCUGCUUCUGGGUUAUCGUGCUGGUCAGUCGUAAUCAAGUGGCUCGUUAUCUGUGUUUCCUUAUUUGACUGCUAGGGCACAAUUCAGGGAGCAAAGCUGAGCAUCGUCUGGGGCCUGGCCAGGACCCCAGCCUGCUGCAAAUGAGAAAUUUUCCCGUGCAAAGGCUCUUUUUUCCCUCCUCCCGCUGCGGGGGAGGCUCGCCGUGCUGCGGGUCGGGGUGGGGACGUUGCCACUUGGGCAGUGCCAGGUGCCACUGGGCUUCCUGACCCUAAAACCCGACAGCUCUGAGCUGCUGCCAGGGGUUUGUGCUGUGAUGGGGCAAAACUGGGACGAGGCCCAGCGGGAGGGUUCCAAGUGGACAGAAUCGAUCUGGAAAUGUCAUGUAAGGAGAACCAGCUCAGGCCAAAUAGUGGCACAGCCAGAUUGUCACUUGUUGGGGUUCCGACCCCAUCAACAGGCCCGUGGGGACAUGGAGGAGCUGGUCUGGGCUUAGAUAAAGCAGAUUUUUCUUUCUGUGGCACAACAGGGUGUUCUGGCCAUGGAGGCUGAGAGCCAGGGAGCUGCCCUGGGGUAGCAGUGAGGAGCACGAGCCCAGGCAGAGCCCAGGCAGCCCACGAGGGGCACCUCGGGCACUGCCCUGCUGCCUUCUGAAGCCAUAAACUGCAGCCUGUGGAUGGCAGGGGCGUUUGGAUGGGCACACUGCACUUGGCACUGCAGUGAUGGGCUUUGUCACCUGCAGGCACAUUUUGCUCUGCCCUCCUGGCAGGUGGCACAGCUGCCCUGUCACCCUGUCCUGACUGUCCCCUGUGCCAGACCUUCCCCUGCAGCCGGUGCCAUGGCAGGGCUCAGCCUUCCUCCCGCCCUGCCACGGGGAUUUUUUGGAGGCUUUGGUGAGGAAUUCAUUUCUGACCCAGUCCCAUCAGGCUCACCUUUAUUUCUGGGGACUGUAUAUGCUGAUUUUACCUGGUCUUUCUCCAGCCUUUGCGGAUUUCCCAGCACAGCUCCCAGCUGCCUGCACGCUGGGUCUCAAUUGUACCUGAGACCUUGUUGAGAAAAACAGGGACUGUCUCACUUGGCUUUACUGAGGAGGAGAGAAAAAGCUCUGAGGCCGAGUUAGAUGGUGGGAAUUAAAAGGUAAAUGGGGUUUGGGUGUAAUGUCAGCUGCAGGCAGCACCUGAUUGCUCAGCAGCAGGGCUGGUGUGAGGAGCUCAGCAUCCUCCUCCAGUCUCUGUCCUCUGCCCAUUGCACAGCCCUUAUCCUGUCCUUCAGCCCCAGCCUGGCCAGUUUCCAGCUGCUUCAGGCUCAGAAAUAGGGAAUAAAGAUGGAGAUGGGAGGAUGAGAGGAGCUGUGUCCCUGCAGCUCGCUGACCGUGUGCUACCAAGUGCAUAAGAACAGCUUUUCAGAAAGGUGCAAUUACCACUUUUGAGUCUGGAAAAAGGAGAAAAUUGAAUAACUCCUGCACAUUUCAGGGCUUCUGGGCACAAAGGGGGCCAGAGGGAUGUCUGGCUGUUCCCUCUCUCCUCCGAAGCUGUAGGUGUGUGGUGCUGCUGUGCCAGGAGAGCUGAAUUUGGCUGCUGGUCUGUGCCAGCCCUGUGCCAGCCCUGUCCCACGCUGCCAUCGAGGAGGGCACAGCCAGGGAGCAGCUCAUCCUCCUCCUGCAGUGGGCUGUGCUCACAGGACACCCAAACCUUUUGUUUUUUUCCUUGGAGAGCUGAUGAACAUUUUACUUGUGUGCAUCAAGGAGAGGCAGCUGUGACCUCUCAGCCAUGGCCCUGCACGAGGGCCCAACAGCUUUGCAGAGCCCUUUUUGGAGACCUUUUUGGUGCCACCAGCUGUGCCACCACCCUCAGCAGAGCCACUGCACCUUUCACUGCCACCUUUCCCCGAGGAGGAGCCAGGGCACAUUCCCUGCUUCUGGAGCUUUUCUGGAGCU